CCCACGACCGUGGAACCUGCUUGGCCGCGGGGUUAUCCGAGGGCUUCAUUCGUCAUCCUUUAAAGCGGGCAUGCCGCCCCUGCCGACGCCUGCUCCGGCCGGCCAGCGUCUGGCACGGGCAGAUUGAACGUCGUAGGCAUUUCCAGUGAGAUUCGAACGGCGGUCCGAUCAAAGCGGCGUACAUUCGACCCAGAGCGAUCCAGCAUGCCGUUCUACCCUCCAUCAUGGGUUCCGAAGCUCCCCUUCGAUCCUCCGGACUCGAUAACCAUUGCAGACUUUGUCCUCGAGGAGCACUAUGGAAGGCACCCCCUGGGGUAUGCGAGGAAUCCCUUCACCUGCGGCCUGUCCGGUAAAACGUAUUCUGCACUGGAGGUAAAGGAGCGCGUCGACUUCCUUGCUCGUGGACUAGCCAAAGAACUCGGUUUCGAGCCCAAUAAGGGAUCAGAAUGGGACAAGGUCAUAGCUGUGUUCUCGCUCAAUACGAUUGAUACCAUACCUCUUGCUUGGGCCACACAUCGCUUGGGUGGCAUCCAAACGCCAGCGAACGCCGUUUACAAUGCCGCCGAGCUCGAGUACCAGUUGAAGAGCUCAGGUGCAAAGGCUCUCUUUACCUGCCUUCCCCUUCUCGCAGUUGCCAAAGAAGCCGCCCAGAAGGUCGGAAUACCCAAUCAUCGCAUAUAUGUUCUUGAACUGCCCAAGGAGUAUAUCGGUAACCAGAAAAUACCGGAUGGGAUGAAGACCGUCAAUGAUCUCAUCCGGGAAGGAGCACAACAACCUCGAUUGGAGGCUCUUAACUGGGAGCCUGGACACGGUGCGAAGAGAACGGCGUUCUUGUGUUAUUCAAGUGGCACAUCUGGCUUGCCCAAAGGUGUUAUGAUCUCGCAUCGGAACGUCGUUGCUAAUACGCUUCAAAUCUCGACCCAUGAGAAGCCCGAUCGCGAUGCCAAACUACCCCCAGCAACCCAGUCAGGCUACACGGAGAACGUUCUGGGACUGCUACCAUUCAGCCACAUCUACGGACUGGUCUUCGUUUGCCAUGCUAGCAUUUACCAAGGCGACGGAGUGAUUGUGCUUCCUAGAUUUGAGUUUGCCACCACUUUGAAAGCUAUCCAAGACUACAGGAUCAGCACUUUGUUUCUUGUACCGCCGAUCAUCAUCCUGAUGACCAAGAAUAGGGACACUAUGGCGAAGUAUGACCUGAGCAGUGUCACCGCGAUAAUAACAGGUGCUGCUCCGUUGGGUAAAGAAACUGCCGAAGAGCUCCACAAGAUGUUCCCCAAAUGGAUCGUUCGCCAGGCAUAUGGUUUGACGGAGACCUGCACGGUUGUUUGCGCUACCAAGCCAACUGAUGUUUGGCUCGGAUCAUCAGGCUCCAUGCUGCCAGGCGUCGAAUGUAAGCUUGUAACGCUGGAGGGCAACGAAAUCACAGGUUACGAUCAGCCCGGCGAGCUUUUGGUCAAGUCACCCUCUGUUGUUCUUGGGUAUUUGAACAACGACCAGGCCAAUCGCGAGACCUUCCAGGAUGGCUAUAUGCGCACCGGGGAUGAGGCAGUAAUUCGAAAAGCUCCUUCUGGUCACGAGCAUAUCUUCAUCGUCGACAGAAUCAAGGAGUUGAUCAAGGUUAAAGGGCACCAGGUAGCCCCGGCGGAGCUCGAAGCCCACCUUCUCACUCACCCGGCCGUCAAUGAUUGCGCCGUGAUUCAGGUCCCGGACGACGAUGCUGGCGAAGUACCCAAAGCCUUUGUCGUCAAAUCGCCCUCUGUGGGUCUCGAAAAGAGCGAUCGCGUAGUAGCCCGACAGAUUCAGAAAUAUGUCGAGGAGCACAAGGCGAGGUAUAAGUGGCUUGCAGGUGGUGUGGAAUUCAUUGAUAUGAUUCCCAAGAGCCCUAGUGGUAAGAUCCUCAGGCGGUUACUCAGGGAUCGGGAGAAGGAGAAGAGGCGGAAGACGGUCCUAUCCAAAUACCCCACCAUGGCACAACCCCACCCUCACAGAACAGACGAAGAAAUGGACCUAGAACACUCAGACGAAGAGGCCGCCAUCCUGGACCCUGAAGAAGCCGGCGAGGAGAUAGUCGACGAUGGCGACGCCCCCAUGGAAUCCGAAUCCGAGGACGAAGGCGCGGGCGCGGGCGCGGGCGGGGACCAGGACGUGCAGAUGGAGAUUCAGCUGCAGAACGACAGUAUUGCGCAUUUCGACGAGCACAAGGACUCCAUCUUUUGUAUAGCACAGCAUCCGGUUCAUGCGGGGAUUGUGGCGACUGGAGGUGGUGACGAUGUAGGGUUCGUUUUCGAUGUUAGCGAGGCUGUGGGAGGGCAAGGGGAGCAGCAGCAGGAGCAGCAGCAGGGGGCGCAGGGAGAAAGAGCCGGGUUGAAGAGCUUGUUUAAGUUGGAGGGGCAUACGGACUCUAUCAAUGCCAUCACGUUCACGUAUCCGAAGGGCCAGUACAUAGCGACUGCCGGACUGGACGGUAAGCUGCGCGUCUGGCAGGGCAAUCCCGAGGGCAAGAGGUGGAAGUUCUUGGCCGAGGCUGCGGAAGUCGAAGAGAUCAAUUGGCUUGUUGCGUGUCCCGCGCCGGAGCACCCGAACGUUGUUGCCCUGGGAGCGAACGAUGGGAGCGUCUGGGUGUACCAGAUCGAUGUGCAGCAGAAGGAUUCGCCGUUGACGGUACUGCAGGCGUUUUACCUGCACACAGAGGCGUCGACGGCGGGAGCAUGGAGCCCCGAUGGGAAGUUGUUGGCGACGGUGAGCGAAGAUUCAAGUCUCUAUGUCUGGAAUGUGUUUGGCGAUGCGGCUGCUGCAGGGUUGACGAGCGCGAGCAAUGCCCAGACAGUCGUUGGCCUGACCGGAGUGGAUGAGCGGUUCAAGAUCGAAGGGGGCCUGUACUCCGUCGCAGUGGCGCCAAACGGAGCAUUCGUAGCUGUCGGAGGGCCCGAAGGCCAGAUUCGCAUCAUCGGCCUACCGAGACUACAAAGCAGCGCUGCUCCUGCUGGCAAGGGAAAAGCAGGAGCCAAAGCAACCCCUACUACAGGGCAAGCGGGCCAGAUUCUGGCAUCGUUGCAGGCAGGCAGUGAUAACGUGGAAACCUUCUCCUUCUCCUCCCCUCCUCUCACCAUCAUGGCCGCUGGGAACGUCGACGGCUCCAUUACCCUCUUCGACACUGCACACCGCUUCGCCAUCCGCCGACGCAUAGAGGACGCUCAUUACGAUGAGGAAUCCGCUCAGGCCGUGGUCAAGGUCGAAUUCGUGCGACGGGAGGGCGCAGCUGGCGCAUUGUUGAGAUCGGUGGGCUUUGAUGGUGUCCUGCGUUCGUGGGAUGCACGAGGUGGAACGGCAGCGGCAGCGAAGGGCCUUGUGGGUGAAUGGAGGGGCCAUAGAGGGGGUGGUGAGGGUGGAGGCAUCAUGGGCUUUGUGCAGGGUGGCGGCGGAGAUGUAGUGGUCACUGCCGGUGAUGAUGGUGUUGCCUUGGUCUUUAAGACGCCUACUCAGGGAUAA
This is a messenger RNA of Westerdykella ornata, 3492 nucleotides long. Its product is annotated as acetyl-CoA synthetase-like protein. Gene Ontology annotation, molecular function: protein binding; CoA-ligase activity. The record is from RefSeq and is a predicted model, not a curated record. The coding region runs from base 205 to 3492 and encodes 1095 amino acids. Lineage: Eukaryota; Fungi; Ascomycota; Dothideomycetes; Pleosporales; Sporormiaceae. The transcript is spliced from 7 exons.